Molecule: messenger RNA, 1953 nt
Organism: Giardia duodenalis
Lineage: Eukaryota; Fornicata; Diplomonadida; Hexamitidae
Exons: 1
Coding region: 1-1953 (650 amino acids)
Source: RefSeq, a predicted model, not a curated record
AUGAACUUAACUACGGAGUGUUCUCUUCACCACAGUAUGGACCUCCUGCUCCAGAAUGUUGAUGCGCGUAAGCACUUUUUGUUAGAGACUAAGCCCGUCCUAAACAUCUUAACUUCCGAGACAACUUCCAAGAACGAUGAUCAGAAGCGUCUGUGUAAUAAGCGACGGUUGUCAGCACACUUAAUCACCGUCCAGCAGGCCGAGAACAUUAGGAUCAAGGAGGAUUAUGCACAACUCUUGAGCAUUACCAGCGCCCAUCAAUCCUGCUUAGAGCGAAUACCUGAUUCAUGUCUUCCACAAUUCAUGUCACUUGUGGACUCUGCGAAAGCGUAUGAAGCUAACCUAUCUUUAUUUGCAGCAGCGGUAGCAUUAUCCACCAAGGCCCAGCAGGAGACGGGCUAUGUAAUCGCCUUGUAUAAUAGCUACGUGGAUACUGCUUCUCUCAAUAUGACAUUCGGUGCUCUGGCAAUGCUUGUAGCCACUGUUCAAGUGGAGGUCCUUCUUACGAUGUUUACGUUAACCAAGUAUGCCAUCAGGACUCCCGCUGCUACGUCUUCUGCAUCCUUUUCUCAAACAGAGUCAUCUUUCUUGCGUUUUGUAGCAGCUGUCCGUUCUUACAUAGGUGCUGAUGAGUCGUACUUCCUUACCAGAAAGCAAAAACGAGCUCUUGCUGCGUGUAGAACCAAGAAUGAAAAUACUGAGGCCUCCAGUUGCUCAUCUAAUGACAUGCUAGGGGCUUUCUUAGGGUUAUUAGAAAGAUAUGGUUCCAUACAUCAGCCUGCCACAGCCAUCACUGGCAUAACAGCAACCGCAAACACACUAGAAGGUGGGCGGGUUACCUCUAAUAUCAGCAUCAAGCAAAGACAGGUAGAAGCUCAGUCUUUACGGCUCUGCCGUACAGGAGAAGCGUCUGCCAAGCAGCCCACUAUUAAGCCAGAAGAGCACAAAACAACUACAUUUCGUCAAAAGCCUAAGACACUUAGAUACCCCAGUCCACCUGUUAUUGAGAGCAGGGUGACACGUACCCAAAUAGACCCUCCUCUCAAGCUAUUGGACAUGGGCGGAAUCUCCAUUUUUCCCUCUGGCUAUGGGCCUAUAGAUUUAUUGUAUAAAGGAUAUAGAGUAGGGAUCCAAGAAAUGUUUGGCCUGACAAAGGCUGCAUUCGGCGCUGCAAUGGCUCGCACCUCCUAUAACAUGUCUGAGAAUGAAGUGGAGUCUUUGGGAUCUGACACUUCUUCCACACCAUUGGUGACCGCAGCCUCUACUAUGGAUGCAACCUCACCGCAUGCAGCGUUUUUAAACAAGCGCCCGUCUCUUGAUGUCUCGCUGUUGGCUAAAGCACAGGUUUCUUGGGUGCAGAAUCGGUGGAUCAAUCUCGCGUCAUGUGAUCCCAGUGACUUACAACUACUUUGUCUCGAGCAAACAAUGGCAUCGACAAUCGAAGACAGUUUGGUAAAUAAGCAGGUAGACACAGAGCAAAUCCGCCAAUCUAUUAGUUCCUGGGGAGAUAAGUGCAUAAAGAUUGCACUUAAGGCACCGCUACCCAAAACGUGGACCCCCAUCCUCACACAGGAUGGUUUAUACGUUCGGUUUCUGGACAACAAGACCGGAAUAAUUUUUAAUAUCAAUCCUGAGGUCAAAGAAAUUCAAAAAAGAAUAGACUAUCAGUACAAAUUAUUAGAGAAGUAUGUUCGGCUACACAAGAAUAGCGAAAUAAUGAAGGAUUAUGAGCUAAUAAAGAGGUUCAUUUCCACGAGGUUUGUCUCCCUGGAUCUCUGCAAGAACACAUCCAGUCUGUUCAAAGAACUUGUGGAAGAAUUCAGUGGUCUCGUCACCCAAAUAGGUAAUGUCAUUACACUAUGGGCUCCUUUGUAUAACACGAGCGAUAUCAACCUUGCAGAAGGUCACAAUUCAGACGAUAAGCAGGACAGCAAUCUCCGCUUUAAUCUGUAG